This is a messenger RNA of Amphimedon queenslandica, 1247 nucleotides long. RefSeq lists its product as uncharacterized. The record is from RefSeq and is a predicted model, not a curated record. The transcript has 6 exons. The coding region runs from base 163 to 1113 and encodes 316 amino acids. NCBI's taxonomy places the organism in Eukaryota, Metazoa, Porifera, Demospongiae, Haplosclerida, Niphatidae.
UGACUAUGACAUAAUUCUAAUUUUAGAAUUUUCCCAAUUAUAAUUCUAAUUAUAGACUUUAACCAUUUAACAGUUAUUUUAUUUUAAAGUGUCUUACUCGUUGCAAUUGGGUUACGCAAACUGCUUGUAAUUCUAUCAGUAUCGAUUAUUCUUUUAGAAAAGAUGCAACAAGUCUUCUCAUUAUUAUGUUUUGUUCAGACAUUUUUUGUUUGUUGUUUUGCUGCAUAUUUCACAAACCAACCAGCUGGAACAACCUAUGCCUUGAUAAACAGCACUGUAAAGAUUGACUGUGCUAUUUCUGGAUCCACAUUCAUUCCUCUAUGGAAAAUUAAUGGUACUAUUUAUGAUAUUUACACUGAUCCACCGAAUGGAGUCAGUUAUGUUCCUGAUGGAUUAUUAAUCCAUCAUGUAUCAUUACAUUGGAACUUCACUUCAUUUCAAUGCUAUAUAUUUGGUUUAUCAUCAACCAUUGGAUAUCUUUAUGUACUAAUAAUACCAGACAUCAGUUCUACAAUUAUUUCAACAGGCAGUUCAUCAUAUUUUCAUUCAGACUUUACCUCCAGCACACCAUUAAUGUCUUCAUUCAUCCCUAAUGUGACAAUAAUAUCAUUAAGUUCUCAUUCACACAUAAUUUUAACAUCUUUUUCACUUUCUAUGUCUCCCCAGUCACUCAAUGGCUCACCAUUAAAAACUCUAGCAGGAUCCUCUGAUAUAAACAAUAUAACAAUAGAUUCAAUACUCUACAGUACUGAGAUGCUGAUGAUGUCAUCUUCUAUUAAUACUCCAAUGGUUAUUGAAAGUAUUAAAAGUAGCAGUUUUGGGAAUGAGACUACAGUUGGGAAUAGUCACAAUGUGAGAGUUAUCUUUAUUUCGGCUGUUGUUUCAUCAAUUUGUGCAAGUCUAUUGAUGAUAGCUGCUAUGUGCCUUAUUGUUUUUGCUCUGGUUAGAAAGAAAAGAAAAGAAAAGAAGUCCACAAAAACAUUUUCUGAGUCUAAUCCAGUUUAUGAUGAGCCAGUUCAUGAAAAUAUCCAGUUUAAUCCAUCUUAUGGGUUGGUCAGAGGGCCUGUGAGGUCCACUGUCAAUCCAGUGUAUGAAGAAAUUAACUUAACUUAAGGACAAACAAUAAAGUUUCUUUAAGGUUUUCAUAAUAAUAGUACAUGUACCAUACAUGUAAUGCCAUGCAUGCAAGUGUCACCACUCACCACAGUUUAAAUGGGUCAGGCAUAAGAUAAUAUUAAUUUCCAUGG